GCUAUGAGGGCCUGCUCCAAGGGAAGGGACUGGAAGCUGGCCUUGUAUGUUUUUCACCGUAUGCCGAUGAGAGCCAUAGCACGUGAUGUUGUGAGCUUUAAUGGUGCCAUCCAUGCGGCGAACGUGGGAGCAAACUGGUGGCUAGCGACUGAGCUGCUGGGAGCGAUGCCAGAAGACGCCGUGGUGCCGGAUGCCAUCAGUUACAACACCACCCUGAGUUCUUUCCAACGAAACCUGAAUUGGGACCGGGCUUUGAAGUUCCUGGCUGAGAUGCAAGACCAAGCCAUACUGCCGUCUUUGGUAGCUCUCAACACGACCAUCAGCGUCGCGGAGAAAAGUGGACAGUGGCAAGUGGCCCUCGUUGUCUUUUCCGACAUAGCGACUGCAAAUCUUCGUCCUGACGUGGUGAGCUACAAUGCGGCCCUCAGCGCCUGCGCGAGAAGUAGCCACUGGAAGGUGGCCAUACAUCUGCAGGACCUUAUGCGUGAAGAUGUGGUGAGGCCUGACAUAAUCACCUGCAACACUGCAAUGAGAUGCUGCAGCUUGGGGCACCAGUGGAAAGAGUCUCUGACCCUCAUGGCCAAAUUGCCCCAGCAUCGGAUCGACCCCACCAGGAUCACUUACAACACAGCCCUCACUGCAUUUGCUGCAGGAGCACAGUGGAAGCUUGCAGUGGAGUUCUUCCAGUCUAUGAUAGAGAUGUCAGUGGCUUUGGAAGACAGCUAUAACGCUGCAAUCGGUGCCUGCAAGGCAGGCAAAGCCUGGAUGCCUGCAUUGCAGCUUCUGUUCGAGAUGCCCCGAAGGGCAUUAAAACCAGACAGGAUAAGUUUUAACACGACCAUCAGUGCGUGUGAGCAGGGCAGCUGCUGGCCACUAGCCCUCAGCACCUUGGAAGCCAUGGUUCCUGCGAGGUUACGACAGGACAUCAUCAGCUACAAUGCCACCAUCAGUGCUUGCGCAGAUGGAGCUCAGUGGCAGCUUGCCUGCAGCCUCUUAGCUUUGCUUCUUCAAAAGGAUGUUGCUCCAGACGCUGUGACGUUCAACAGCAUGAUCAGUGCUUGUGAAGGGGCUUCGCAGUGGCAGCAGGCCUUGCAGCUUCUUCUCUCUGAGACACGGAAGUUCCGAGUCUCCCCGGACGUCAUUGGUCAUAAUGCCACCAUUAGCGCCUGCGAGAAGGCUGGCCGGUGGCUACUGGCUUUGGCCGUCUUUGACAUGGUCGGCCAGAAGCGGCUGACACCCACAGAGUUCACUUUCAGCUCGGCAAUCACUGCAUGUGAGAAAGCAGCUCAAUGGAAAUGGGCAGUUUUCUACCUGAGAAGAAUGGCUGCAGAACUUCCCCCUAAUCUCAUCAGCUACAAUGCUGCAGUCAGCGCCUGUGAGAAAUCCAGCAGGUGGCAGGCGGCUCUGCGGGUUUUCCAGGCACUGACAGAAGCCGAACUGCGACCAGAUCUCAUCAGCUUUGCUGCGAUGAUGAGCACUUUUGAGAAGAGUGCCCAGUGGCAAAGGGCGCUGUCUCUGCUCGAGCAGUGCAAGGACACGAAGCUCCUCUGA
Symbiodinium sp. CCMP2456 is the source of this 1551-nucleotide messenger RNA. The record is from the annotation of a GenBank genome assembly. Lineage: Eukaryota; Dinophyceae; Suessiales; Symbiodiniaceae.